AUGAAACUUUAAAUCUUGAUUGCUACUUUGCUAAUCUCAACUCUAACAGGAGUUUUGAUAAGCAAAAAACAGUACUUUAUUGGAAACCAAGGAGAAAGCAAUAUCCCAGAUGAUAGCACUCUCUCUAACAUUUUAGAUGUGCAGACAAAACAUUUUCAUUUAGAAAUAGAAAUUGAUUUUGAAUCAAAAAGUAUAUUUGGUAAUUAAACACUUUCAAUGGUUGCUUAAAAAAGCGGGGUUAAGUAGAUAAAUUUGGAUGUUAGCAACUUAUAAAUCUAUAAAGUAGUUGAUCAAGAAGGAAAUAUCUUAAAUUUCAACUACUUCAAUCCUAUCCCUAAUAUUUUCGGUGAAUAAUUACAAAUAUUUUUGAAAAAUCCUACUAUUGAAGGCAGAGUCUAUAAUUACACAAUUACUUAUAAGUCAGAAAACGCUUCUGCUUCAUCAUGGUUAACUCCUAAAUAAACAUCUUCUUAAGUUCUUCCAUAUCUUUAUACUUAGUGCUAAUCAGUUUACUGUAGAAGUUUGGCACCAUUUUAGGAUACUCCUUUUAUUAAGGCAACUUAUACUGCUAAUGUAACAGUUGUUGAUCCUAUUGUUGUUUAUUUAAGCGCUAAUGUGACAUAAUCAACAUAAGUACAAAAAGAUAAUCAAAAUUAUACAAUAUACUCAUUUAGAAGUGAUAUCCCAAUUGCAUCUUAUGUCUUCACUAUUGUUGCAGGAAAUGUAGUAGAGAGAAAGAUUGGAAGAAGAACUUCAGUUAUUAGUGAACCAACUAAUAUUGAUUUUUAUGCUUAGGAGCUCUCUGAUCUUGAGCUUUAUUUAGACACAGUUGAAAAUUACACAAUUCCUUAUAUUUGGGGAUCUUACAAGAUUGUAAUAUAGCCUCCUAGUUUCCCUAUGGGCGGUAUGGAAAACCCUCUUCUAACAUUUGCUUCUCCUUCUAUUAUAGUAGGUGAUAAAAGUGGAGUCUCUGUAGCAGUUCAUGAAAUAGCACAUUCAUGGACAGGUAACUAAGUCACUUGCAAGAAUUGGAGAAAUUUAUGGAUCAAUGAAGGUUUUACUAUGUACUUAGAAAGAUAAUCUGAUUCAAUAAUGUUUGGUAAAGAUUAUGCUGUUGUAGAUGCUAUAGUUGGUAAUGACACCAUGGUUGAUGAUAUGAAUAACUUUGGAAUGUAAAGCAAUUACACUUCAUUAAAUCCAAUGAUAUAAGGUUCAAACCCUGAUGAUGCUUUCUCUAACAUUCCUUACGAGAAAGGUUAUUAAUUCCUCAAAUAUAUUGAGAGUGUUAUUGGAUAAGACUUACUUUAACAAUUUUUAAGAUCUUACAUCAGUGAAUAUUCAUUAAAAAGCAUCGAUUAUGAAGAAUUGCAAGCAUUUUUCAAUAAAUUUAUCAAAAUUAAUCGCCAAAGAGAUGCAAAGAAGUUACUUUCUUAAAUUGAUUGGGAUACAUGGAUAAAUUAACCUGGUAUGCCUCCUGUCAAUUUAAAAUUUUAAACUGAUACCAUUCCUCUCAUAAAAUCAUUAGCAUAAAGCUAUAUUGACUUAUAAGGUAAAGGAUCUCCUGCCAAUUACAAAGAAUUCCUUGAUUUUUCAUUAAAUGAAAAAUGCAUUUUCUUAUAGUAUUUGUUUGAUCACACUAGUGAAUAUGAUUCAUAAGUUUUGAUAAAAAUUGAUUAAGAUUAUAACUUAACAAAUAGCUCAAAUCAAGAAAUUUCAUGGAGAUGGUUUAGAACAACUAUCAUGGUUGGCUAUAAUUCUGUCUAAGACAAAAUAGAAUAAUUUUUAGGAUUAACUGGGAGAAUAAAAAUGAUUAAACCUGUAUACUAGGCUUUUGUUUAAACUGGCUAAAAGUAGAUAGCUCAAAAUUAUUUGGUAUAGUAUUAAGAUUUCUAUCAUCCUUUGGCUGUAUAGGCAAUAAAUAGAGUAAUCAAUGGAAAUUGA
Tetrahymena thermophila SB210 is the source of this 1941-nucleotide messenger RNA. RefSeq names its product peptidase M1 family aminopeptidase. Gene Ontology annotation, cellular component: cytosol. NCBI's taxonomy places the organism in Eukaryota, Ciliophora, Oligohymenophorea, Hymenostomatida, Tetrahymenidae. The transcript has 3 exons. Gene Ontology annotation, biological process: proteolysis. The record is from RefSeq and is a predicted model, not a curated record. Gene Ontology annotation, molecular function: metallopeptidase activity; zinc ion binding.